AAGGUAUCUGGUAUAGUGUAAAUCCUUGGGACAUUUGAUCCAGAUCAUUAAAACUGAGUGAAGGAAGGGAGGAAUAGAUCAAGUUACCUUGCCGCUCUUAAUUCAAACAAGCGAUGAAUUAUUCAUUCCGCUAUUAAUUCUGCAGUCCUCCUGCUUUUUAUUUAUUUCUCCCCGUAUUUAUUUUUUUUCCCUCCCGGACGGACAGCUCUGGAGGGAUGCUCGGGCACCGGUGACGGGAGCGCUGCCCGUGCAGGGAGGAUGGGGCGCGGGGGCACGGGCUGCCUGGCGGUGCUGGCCCUGCUCUGCGGGGCGCUCGGGGUGGCCCCCAGCACAGGCAUCAAAUGCGGCGGGGUGCUCUCGGCACCCUCUGGCAACUUCUCCAGCCCCAACUUCCCGGGGCCGUACCCCUACGAGACAGAGUGCACAUGGCUGAUCGUGGUGGCCGAGGGCUCCUCUGUCCUGCUCUCCUUCAGCCACUUUGAGCUGGAGUACCAUGCCGCCUGCGCCUACGACUACCUCCAGGUCUACAACGGGGCUGCCCGCGACCGGGGCAACCUCCUGGGCACCUUCUGCGGCCACAGCGCCCCGCCGCCCUUCGCCUCCGCCUGGCACGUCAUGGCCGUCGUCUUCCGCUCCGACCGGCACGUGGCCAAACGCGGCUUCGCUGCCACCUACCGCAAAGAUGCCUGCGGUGGGCAGCUGAUGGGGCUGUCCGGGGAGAUCACCAGCCCACGGUACCCCGAGAGCUACCCCAAUGAUGCUGAGUGCCGCUGGAGCAUCGGGGGGGCUGGCGGCCCCAUCACCCUGGUCUUCGUCGACUUCCAGGUGGAGGGUGGCCAGGGCUGCGGCUUUGACUACGUGGCCCUCUUCGAUGGCCCCACCACCACCGCCCCCCGCCUGGGUCGCUACUGCGGCAGCGCCCGGCCACCCCGCACCGUCUCCUCCACCCAGCACCUCCUUGUCCUCUUCAAGUCGGACUUCAACAUCGUGGGAAGGGGCUUCAAGGCCCAUUUCUACUCAGGAGAGUGCCAGGAAGUCUACACUGCCAUCAAGGGGAAUUUCUCCAGCCCUCAGUACCCCAACUUCUAUCCCAACAACCUCCAGUGUCAGUGGAGCAUCCAGCUGCCCCCAGGCUACCGGAUCAAAAUCUUCUUCUUGGACCUGGAGCUGGAGGCCCGGAGCAGCCUGACCGGUGGCUGCGACUACGACCGCCUGUCUGCCUUCGACGGCGGUGCCGAGAACACCUCGCUGCUGGGGACGUGGUGUGGGCGCGACAGCCCGGCACCCGUCACCUCCCGUGGCCAUCAGCUGCUUUUGGUGUUCCGCACAGACCGCAGCACAGCCAAGAGGGGCUUCUCCCUUGCCUACGUUGGAGUUGUGCCCAUGAACGUCAGCUGCACGCGGACGGACUUCCAUAUCCAGAUCCCCGUGCAGGCCCUGGCCCAGCUGGAGAGGAAUAAGAUUUAUUUGGGGAUGCCCUCCUGUGCGGCCCACGUGGUCGGCUCGAACUUCAAGAUACACACCCGCUUCGACACCUGCGGCACCGAGUCCCAGAGACGAAACAACACCAACAUCAUCGUCAGCACACUCUACAUCGACUUCUCGGCAGGGGACCAGGAGGACGUCCACCGGUAUGAGGUGCAGUGCGAGCCGAAGAGGAAGGAAGCCGCGGUCACCCUCGUCGCCGGCCCCGGCCCGCACAGGCUGAGCCAGGUCGAAAACCUGGUGGAGGCCCAGCAGCGGGAGGCAGGAGGGGCAGACACCCGCGAGGCCAAGAGCCAGGACACCAGUGACAUCGUCUUCAUCAGCAUCUGCAUCCUGGCCGGGCUCCUCAUGGUCAUUGCCGUGGUUGGGCUCGUGCUGCUGUAGUGAACUCAUCCCUCCUCAGUUCUGAAAUGCUCCCCAAAAUCCUCCCUCGGCCCAGGCUUAGCGCUAACACAGCUGCUGAGACGGAGGCCCCGAAAUGGAGCCCGAGCCCAGCCUCCACCUCCUCGCCGUGCCUGAGGGAUCUGGGCAAUAGGCAGCCGCUUCCCUUCCCCAUCGGUUUUCCUCUGUCUCUCAAUCUGUCCAUUUGGCUCGGGAAUGCACUUCUCGUGCUCCGUAACUCUUCCCGCACCUGCUUCCAUUUAUUUUCCCUCUGGUGCCGCUACUUUCGGGAAAGUAACGUUGUUUGCCGAUGGCUGCAAAUAAUCCUGUCAAUUAUUUCUCGCUGAAUUCUUGAGCGUACAGACUACCCCCAAAUAUAGCAAUAUUUCCAACAAAUA
This is a messenger RNA of Oxyura jamaicensis (ruddy duck), 2264 nucleotides long. RefSeq names its product CUB domain containing protein 2 (gene CDCP2). NCBI's taxonomy places the organism in Eukaryota, Metazoa, Chordata, Aves, Anseriformes, Anatidae. The record is from RefSeq and is a predicted model, not a curated record. Bases 259 to 1869 code for a protein of 536 amino acids. The transcript has 6 exons.